This is a messenger RNA of Penicillium taxi, 1734 nucleotides long. RefSeq lists its product as uncharacterized. NCBI's taxonomy places the organism in Eukaryota, Fungi, Ascomycota, Eurotiomycetes, Eurotiales, Aspergillaceae. The transcript has 2 exons. The record is from RefSeq and is a predicted model, not a curated record. The coding region runs from base 1 to 1734 and encodes 577 amino acids. Gene Ontology annotation, molecular function: catalytic activity.
AUGACUAACACAACUCACGAGACGGAGCAUGGGGAAGCCAUUUAUGGACCUGGUACAUUUAUUGACAAGAUUGUACUUCCAGUACCCGAAGACUCUCGUCGUGUUUUUGAGCUUCUCGCAUCCAUAACUCCUGGCUUUACCAAGGACAAGGCGCUAUGGGAUUCUAUCAAAUUUGAAGGACUCCCAGAGCCUAUGGUACCCGGGCCCAUGAAAUCCCCCGUCAUAUCUGCGGCUGUGCACGCUAUGUGCGGGCUAGUCGGGAAUGAACUUCUAGAAAUUAGGGAUGGCAAACCUGCGGGGGAAGCUAGUGUGACUGUCAACACCGAUCAUGCUGGAAUCUGGCUCGCCUCCACAUUUACUGUGCACUUGAACGGGACGGAUGUCUCAACAUUGGCCCUGAAUGGAACAUUGAACGAUAUUUUCACAAAGGACUUCGAGCAAGGAUUUGGAAAGGACCCUUUGUCUGGAAGAGCGACUGCACUAUAUCCUACUAAAGAUUCCGAUGUGUGGUACCAACUUCAUGGAUCGCUGGAUGCGAGCAAGACGCUUGUUUCGAUGGGGAUGAAUAUGCAUGUGCCCCUAAAAAGCUUUGCGGAGGGAUAUGAUUAUAUCCGUGAACAUGUUGAAAUGUGGAGUGCUGAUGAACUUGAAAUGCAUAAUGUGCGACAUGGAUUGUGCGGAAGUAUCUGUUACUCCCCAGAGGGCUGGAGGAAGACAGAGAUGGGAAAGAGACUCGCGGAGCACCCUCUCAUCAACUACACACUUGAGUCUUAUGCAUCGCCCACGCCACCAGUACCGCUUCCUAACCUUCCUGAUCGACGACCUUUGGCUGGAAUCAAAGUCAUCGAGAUGGUGCGAAUCAUUGCCGGCCCUACUGUUGGCGUUAUUUUGUCAUCCUUUGGUGCUGAUGUUAUCCGCGUGAAUUGCAGCAAGCUUCCAGAUUUGAACGUUUUGCAAUUAACUCUUAAUGCCGGAAAGCGGACUAUUGAUCUUGAUAUAAGCAACGAGACCGAUAUGGCCCAUCUCAAGGAUCUUAUCAGCGAGGCAGACAUUUUCAUUCAAGGUUUCCGAUAUAAGUCUCUAGAGCGAAAGGGACUUGGUCUGCAGAGCUUGUUGGAGAUAGCUGCAAAGAGGAAUAAGGGUAUAGUAUACGUUGACGAGAACUGCUACGGUCCAAAUGGACCCUUUGCCGAGCGACCCGGUUGGCAGCAGAUUGGAGAUGCCGCUUCGGGCGCUUCAUAUGUCAUGGCCAAGGCUUGGGGCUACAAGGAAGGAACAGGUGUCCUCCCACCUCUGCCGAUUUCCGACAUGAUUACUGGUGCCAUUGGUGCUCUGGCGGCUAUGAUGGCUAUUCGGGACCGUGCCAGAAACGGAGGCUCAUACCAUGUUCUCAGCUCUCUGGUCGCAGCCGACACAAUCUUGGUUGACCCCGAGAUUGGACUUUAUCCAAUGGAUGUUGUACAACGAACACUGGAUAAAUUCCAGUUUGCCCGCUCCACUCCCGACCAAUAUGUGUCGGAGAUCCUGAUGCAGGUUAUCGCUGGCUGGAAGAGAAAAUUCCCUGAAUAUCUGGCUCAAAAUUCUCCAUUUAUGACCACUUUUGAGGACACUCCCUGGGGACGUUUGGAUAUGUUGAAACCUGUUGCGCAGUUGAGUGAUAAGGAGGCAACACCUCGCUGGACGAGCUGUCCGAUCUUUAAUUGCCAGGAAGAAGGUGCCAGCAUGAGCUGGUGA